This is a messenger RNA of Hansenula ciferrii, 621 nucleotides long. RefSeq names its product Emc5p (gene EMC5). The record is from RefSeq and is a predicted model, not a curated record. The coding region runs from base 1 to 621 and encodes 206 amino acids. NCBI's taxonomy places the organism in Eukaryota, Fungi, Ascomycota, Saccharomycetes, Phaffomycetales, Wickerhamomycetaceae. Gene Ontology annotation, cellular component: EMC complex. Gene Ontology annotation, biological process: protein folding in endoplasmic reticulum. The transcript has a single exon.
AUGGGAUUGUUACAAAUAAUAGGUCUUGCCUCUUUACUCCAUGCUGGUUAUUCAUCUUAUGAGUUCACACAUUUACAAAAAUCACAUUCUAUAGAUCUACCCUUCCCAAAAGAUAUAACUUUAGAAGUUAUAAUAUCAUUAUUGAUCUUAACAUUUGAUCUAUUCUUCCAAUCAACACCAUCUAAAUUAUCAUUGAUUAACAAUGAUGUUAUCAAAUCAGAAUAUAGAUUAAAACCAAUCUUGAUGAAAGAUGCUGUGGUGGAAGAUGAAAAAUUAGGCGCUGGUCCUUUCAAAUUUAUUGAAUCAAGAACAAAUUUCAUUGAUAUUAAUGCUAAAAGAAGAGAGUUUGCUGAAUGGGCUGGUGAUCAAGGUGAUAAUGAAGAUAAAAAGGAGGAGUUAAAGAAGGAAUUAGAUGAUUUGACAGGUGAAAAUAAGAAGACUAAUAAUGUUAAACCUGUUGAGUCAAAACCUGAAUCAAAGGAGGAAACCAAAGUUGAUGUUUCAAAAGAAGAACCACCUGUUAUUGAGACAGAGCAACCUGCUGAAACAAUUAAAGAACAACCAAAGUCCACUAAUAAGAAAAAUGGUAAAAAGAACAACAAAAAAUCUAAAAAAGUAUGA